Molecule: messenger RNA, 1455 nt
Organism: Salvelinus namaycush (lake trout)
Lineage: Eukaryota; Metazoa; Chordata; Actinopteri; Salmoniformes; Salmonidae
Gene: dhdds
Product: dehydrodolichyl diphosphate synthase
Exons: 9
Coding region: 225-1232 (335 amino acids)
Biological process (GO): polyprenol biosynthetic process
Cellular component (GO): endoplasmic reticulum; dehydrodolichyl diphosphate synthase complex
Molecular function (GO): ditrans,polycis-polyprenyl diphosphate synthase [(2E,6E)-farnesyl diphosphate specific] activity
Source: RefSeq, a predicted model, not a curated record
GCACUGAGUCCAAUUUGAAACCUAUCCAGUAAAUGUUUAAACAUCCUAUUCUAACAACAGAACAUCAAUUUACCUGAACAACUUUCAUGUCAAUCCACAUGCAGAAAAAUCUGAACAAACAGUUCCAGGAGGAAGUGGUCGGUCUUUUGAAUACGUCACUCCGUCGAAUAAGGAAGGGGACGUCAUCUUAAACUGUGAGUUGGAAGGGGUGUCAGAGUUUAAAUAUGUCGUGGAUAAGGGAAGAUGAAUCGAACCUCAUUGAGAAGCUCUCAGCCAACAUACUGAAGGCUGGCCCGAUGCCCAAACAUGUGGCCUUUAUCAUGGACGGCAACCGGCGCUAUGCCCGCAAGCGUCAGGUGGAGCGCCAGGAGGGACACACACAGGGUUUUGACAAACUGGCAGAGACACUACGCUGGUGCCUGAACCUGAGCAUCCAUGAGGUCACAGUGUACGCCUUCAGCAUCGAGAACUUCAAGCGGUCUAAAGACGAGGUGGACGGCCUAAUGGAGCUGGCCAAGCAGAAAUUCAUCAGACUGCUAGAAGAACAGGAGAAUCUGGAGAAGCAUGGGGUGUGCAUCCGGGUGUUGGGAGACCUGACUCUACUGCCUCUGGACCUGCAGCAGCACAUAGCCCGGGCUGUGGUGGCCACCAGGACUCAUAACAAAUGCUUUCUGAAUGUGUGCUUUGCCUACACCUCAAGACAUGAAAUCGCUAAUGCCGUCAGAGAGAUGGCUUGGGGUGUGGAGCAGGGACUUAUCAAAUCCAGUGAUGUGUCGGAGGCCCUGCUGAGUCGGUGUCUAUACAGCAGUAACUCUCCCAAUCCUGACCUGCUCAUUCGCACGUCUGGAGAGGUGCGACUCAGUGACUUCCUGCUGUGGCAGACGUCCCACUCCUGCUUAGUGUUCCAGUCGGUCCUGUGGCCAGAGUACUCCUUCUGGAACCUGUGUGAUGCCAUUCUGCAGUAUCAGCUCAAUCACAGACCUCUUCAGAAAGCCAGAGAUCAACACAGAGAAGGACAGGCCCUACAGCAGCAUGAGGCAGACCGGGCCUGUGUAGCAGACCUCCUACAGCACCACGGCAAUGGAAAGCCCCUGGAUGCCCAGAGGAGACAGGAAGCACUGCUCAACUACACUGCCAGCCGAGAGGAACGGGUUCAGAACUUCCUUGGUGCACUCCAGCACAAGAGAGACUCCUUCCUUACUGACUUAACCAGCCAAGCUGCUCUGGCAUAAAGAGGGGAGGAGGGGGACAUAAUGCUCCCCAUCUUGAAUUGGGGGAGCAAUCCCAUCUCUCCUCCUCUUCCCUAAAAGGCUGAGUGGUUUGAAACUUCUUAUUUUGUAUGAGUGUUUUUACCCCUAUGGGGCUGUAUGUGGGAUAUUUGUGUGUGUAUUCUAAAAGAGAAGUCUGAUCAAAGUCUAAUAAAAAGAUAAGCCUGGUAAAGAGCUAAUAAUUAUA